AUUGCUUUGUCUCAUUCUAAAAUUUACAUUCCAAAAUUAAUUCAUUUGUUUCCAAAAAAUGGCUGAGGAAACACUUGUAACACCACCACCACCACAAUGUGCCGAGGUUGCGGUUGUUUCCGAUGUCCCUGAAGCCGAAACAUGCGAAAAACAAACCGUCUUGGCCGACCCAGUAAAAGAAGUCGAUAUCGAAAACGAUAAGAAAGUUACCUCAGUUGGGUCAUUCAAAGAAGAAUCCAACAUUGUUGGUGAUCUCCCUGACCCACAUAAGAAAGCUCUAGAUGACCUCAAAAAAUUGGUCCAAGAAGCCCUUAACAACCACCAGUUCACCGCUCCUCCGCCGUCCACGGCGGCUCCGGUACCGGUAAAAAUUUCCGGCGAAACUCCGGCGAUCGAAGCGGUGGUGGAAUGCAAAGAAGAGGAGAAAGUUUCGUCUGAGGAAGUUCCGGCGCCGGCACCGGUGCCGGAAGAGUCACCGGAAAAAGAGGUGACAGUGGAUGAAGACGGUGCGAAAAAGAUAGAAGCGAUACAAGAAACGAUAGUGAAAACCGAGGUCCCGGAAAAAGAAUGUGCUCCGGCGGAGGAAGCUCCUCCGGCGCCGGAGGAGGUUUCAAUAUGGGGGGUACCAUUACUUGCUGAUGAAAGGAGUGACGUCAUCUUACUAAAGUUUUUAAGAGCUAGAGACUACAAAGUGAAAGAAGCAUUGGCAAUGUUGAAAAACGUGGUGGCAUGGCGAAAAGAAUUCGAUAUCGAAAAAUUAGUCGAAAUGGAAGAAAAAGAUGAUGAAAAUGGAGAGAAAUUUGUGUAUAUGCAUGGAAAUGAUAAAGAAGGACAUCCAGUUUGUUACAAUGCAUUUGGUAAUAGUAAAGAGACAUUUAGUGAUGAAGAAAAAGUGAAAAAUUUUAUUCAAUGGAGAUUACAGUUUCUUGAAAAGAGUAUUAGGAAACUUGAUUUUACUCCAAAUGGUGUUUCUACUAUUUUCCAAGUUAUUGAUCUCAAAAAUUCUCCCCCACUGUUUAAGAAGGAGCUCCGACAAGUGUUUCAGUGUUUCCAAGAUAAUUACCCUGAGUUUGUUGCCAAACAGGUGUUCAUUAAUGUUCCAUGGUGGUACAUAGCUUUCUACAAGAUGAUAAAUCCAUUCUUUACACAAAGGACUAAAAGCAAGUUUGUGUUUGCUGGUCCUUCAAAGACUACUGAAACACUCUUUAAAUAUAUAUCACCUGAGUUGGUUCCAGUUCAAUAUGGUGGGCUUAGCAGGGACGGUGAGCAAGAAUUCGCCGCCACUGAUUGCAUCACAGAGGAGGUCAUUAAGCCUUCUUGUGAACACACAAUCGAGCUUCCUGCUCCCGAGGUCUGCACAGUGGUAUGGGAGGCCAGAGUGGUCGGAUGUGACAUAUCAUAUGGGGCAGAGUUUGUGCCGAGUGCAGAAGAUGGAUACACGGUUAUUGUUCAGAAGUCAAGAAAGGUUACAGGUGAUGAAUCGGUGAUCAGUGGAAGGUUUAAAUGUGGAGAAGCAGGGAAAGUGGUGCUUACAUUCUACAAUCAAAGUUCAAAGAAGAAGAAGGCGUUGUAUAGGUUCAAGACAAAAGUGGCAUCAGAGUAAAGACUGUUUCAUGUUUCAUCUAAUACAUUAUAUUCUUGAAUUUAUAUUGAUAUUUGUGAUUUGAUUUUGUUUGUUUGGUUUGCGUUACCAAAAUUGGGAUGUAAUGUUUUUGAAAUUUGAACAUAAGAGAAAUGGAUUGUGACCAUA
Molecule: messenger RNA, 1750 nt
Organism: Erigeron canadensis
Lineage: Eukaryota; Viridiplantae; Streptophyta; Magnoliopsida; Asterales; Asteraceae
Product: patellin-1-like
Exons: 4
Coding region: 59-1603 (514 amino acids)
Molecular function (GO): lipid binding
Source: RefSeq, a predicted model, not a curated record